AUGCCAGGGUACCUCGGAGAACUUCCCAACAUGGUUUACGAUCCUAUCCGGGAACGAUACUUUCCCAAAUCUCGCCCUCCACCUUCGCUUACUCCAUACCUACUCCAACCUCUUCUCACACCCCCACCGACAUACGGUCCAUCAAACAGCACGAUGUUCAUGUCCAACGCUGAAGUAUCGCAAGAUAUGCGUCUCCCGAGCGGAUCGAGGAAAAGUCGAGUAGCUUUCAAAGUGGAAGGUCACAAUGUGGAAUCGCUUCCAACCGAUUGUACGCUUGGUAAUAUACCGUCCGACAUUCAAAUGGUCGCUGAACCAGUCCUCAGGCGUGCACGUCCUACCAACAGAUUCAAAAGACACCCAGAUAAUAUACGAAGAACAAUCGAAGACAAACAUCUUCGGAGUUUACGUUUUGAGAAUAAAGAAAACCCCGUGAUAUGUAGAGAUGAAACUAUCACUUCUCUCAUCGUUGGUACGAAAAGCUCUUACGUCGCUGCUACCGACCAUGGCCGACUCAUUGUCCGUCGCCCAGAUAAGACAGUCGGUCGGGUCACAGUAUGUUCCGAUUCGAUUUUUGCAGUUCAUAUUGAUAUACCGAGGAUGUCGACGUUUGGUGAUAUAUUCUGUUCGACCAUGUAUAAUGGUUUAUGUUCCAUUGGUAUGAUACUCUUCUCACCUCUCUUUGGAUGUGUUCUCCUCAGUUGCCACCCUUUCCAUGUAUUCCAGAAAGGUCUUUACUGGAGUAAUCGGAAAAUGCCAAGCGACGUUUUGGCAGUGACUCAUGAAACGGAGUGUAUCACAUAUUGCGGUACGAGAUCCGGCAAGGUCUUUCUGUGUGACAUGAGAAUUGAGGAUAAUGCUCCGAAACCUGUUUUGUGUCAGACGAAUGAUUUGAAGGCUGUGGUGGGAUUGAAGAGGUUAAAAGAUGAGACUGUGCCGUGGGGUUUGGUCUUACUGAUCUUCGAUACCCGAUUUGCCAAGACGCCUUUGUUACAGCUCGAAGGUCAUGUGAAUGGAUUUUUAUCGGGUUUGGGCCUCACAACUACUCCCGACCACCGUCACCUCCUCGCAGCCGGUUCAGACCGUCGGAUCCGCGCUUGGAGUACACAAACCGGUGAACAAAUCCAUCCUGAUCUCUCUUCAUCACAUCGUUCACCAAAAUGCCAUCCUACAGAUAUAUCGGACAUUAUGGAUUUGUUCUCGGACAUUGACGAUUUCCAUACCGCCGAUCAACAUCAGAAAUCACCUCUUGAAAAGGUCUUUGACAGUCGUGUGAAUACUUUAGCGUUUGGGGAAGAUGAUUGGGCUUUGAAUGUGGUUUUGAAAGGUGAGGUUCAGAGGUUUGAAGGGACAAUGUCUAUGAAGUCUAGUUACAAGUUAUAG
This is a messenger RNA of Tremella mesenterica DSM 1558, 1380 nucleotides long. RefSeq lists its product as uncharacterized. The record is from RefSeq and is a predicted model, not a curated record. The transcript has 8 exons. Bases 1 to 1380 code for a protein of 459 amino acids. NCBI's taxonomy places the organism in Eukaryota, Fungi, Basidiomycota, Tremellomycetes, Tremellales, Tremellaceae. Gene Ontology annotation, molecular function: protein binding. Gene Ontology annotation, cellular component: Cul4-RING E3 ubiquitin ligase complex.